AUGCCGAAUGCAGAGAAAAAACUGGAAGCAUCUUCUACUGGACCACCACCGCCAUCGCCGCCGUGGGUUGAGCUUCCGGCGGAAAUCACGAUGGACAUUCUGCAGCGGCUAGGGACGAUAGAGAUAUUGGAGAGUGCGCAGAGGGUUUGUAGUACCUGGCGGAAGGUGUGCCAUGACCCCGCUAUGUGGCGUGUUAUUGACUUGAAACGUUUCGUUUUUAGAUCCAAAGUGGCCAAGGUGUUGGAGAAGAUAUGCCGUCUUGCUGUGCGUCGUAGCCAAGGCCAGUUAUUCAAAAUUAGCAUAGAGAAUUUUGGUAAUGAACGCUUGCUCAGCUACAUUGCUUCGAGAUCAUGCCAGCUCAGACAUCUUCGACUUGUUAAGUGUUAUAAUCGGUUAUCUGGGGGUUUGGCUUCAGCUGCGAAGAACUUCCCAUUUUUGGAGGAGUUGCAUAUUUACUUCACCUCCAUUACUAAAGAUGAUAUAGAAAUUGUUGGCCGCUCUUGCCGUUUGCUCAAGUCUUUUGUAUUGCAUGCCGGUCCAUUUGAUAAAGUUAGAACUCCACCAUCACAAGACAAUGAUAAAGCUGUAGCCAUUGCCAGAUGUAUGCCUGGAUUGCGGCAUCUUGCCCUUAUUGAAAAUAACUUGACAAAUGAAGGACUUCAGGCCAUUCUUGAUGGCUGUCCACACCUUGAAUCACUUGACUUGCGCUGCUGCUGUUUUAUCGAUCUUGAAGGGGAUUUAGGAAGAAGGUGUAGCCAACAGAUUGUAGAUCUAAAGCAGCCUCGUGACUCCACUUGCGAUUAUGAAUUUGAUUGUAAAAUUAGGCAUUACCGGUCUUUUGAGGAUUACUGCCGAUCUAGGUUCUCCAACUACAAUCCUUUCAUCGUCGGGGACAUUCAUGAGUAUGAUUAUUAUUUUUGACUCCAUGUAGCAGCGAGUACGUCGAUGAAGCUGGGAUCUUUUAUUGUUGUCAUGUUCAAAAUGAAACUUUGCUGAUGGCAAGAACCCAAAUUAUCAGUGGCAUUACUUAGACCAUGAAACUGUAAGGUCCUCUCAAGCAGUGAGAGGAGCCAGGGUUGAAGAAUGUGUAUUUAUUGGGAGAGUGGGGUUUGUUUAGCAAGCAGUCUUAUUGCUUGAAAG
Molecule: messenger RNA, 1140 nt
Organism: Solanum verrucosum
Lineage: Eukaryota; Viridiplantae; Streptophyta; Magnoliopsida; Solanales; Solanaceae
Product: putative F-box/LRR-repeat protein 9
Exons: 2
Coding region: 1-921 (306 amino acids)
Molecular function (GO): protein binding
Source: RefSeq, a predicted model, not a curated record